GCGCUCGGAACUAUUAAAAACGGCUGUAGUUUGCAGUCGGACUCACAUUCAUGCGGACGUUGUUGCCACAGGCAGCCGCCGGCGUUGUUGGAGUCUAACUGGCCGCUGUGUUUUUUUUUUUUUUUUUUUUCUUCCCUCAAAUUAUUACACAAGGAAAACCGUGAACGGUUGAAGAAGUCUGAGAACAAAGAAGACUUGGUUUUCGUAAAACUACUACCGAUAUUUCAACUUUAAUAAGUGGCGUCGCUUAUUGCUAACUGCAUGAAGCACCGCCAGCCAACAAAAUGCAGAGAGGAUUAGCAUUAAAGCCUCAUUUUGAUUACGCGCAACUGGUGAAGACAAGCGUUUGAAGUCGCUUUUCUUCCUCCAUCAAACCUGCAGCUUCGGGACACUGUUCUACAAAAAUGAUCAAAACCCAGACGACAUACGAGAUGUUCACCCUCAUGCGAGAUUCAACACGACGUCUGGCCGCACUUCAUCGUUGCUCGCAAUGACGGAGCGCCAUCCUUUAGCCGAGAAGGCGAUGUCGGAGAGCUACGCUCGGCUCCGGUUCAAGGACACAUCUCUGCUGAUUUGGCAGCAGCAGCAGCUGGAGCUGGAGAAAGCUCCUCCGACCAAUUACCUGAGCCGCAGUCAGAGCUCCUGGUACAGCCAGUACGGCAACCAGGCAGUUGUGGUACGGGACAAAACAAGUCUGAAAGACUCCGAUAGCACUGGACAAUCCCGGAUUUGUGCUGUUAUGUGAUCGCGGUAUUCUUCUUGUGACUGAAAAGUCGCUUCACACAUUUGAGUGUUACUGUAAAGUCAAAAGUAACGUUACUGUGAUCCGUCCACAUGUCGUUUUACAGACAGUCGGUGGUAAUGUUUACACUGAGCUUCAUGAACAAUAGAUUAUACAGUAUUUUUAAGUUUUAUACAGCGCAACAGCAGUAUCAUUAGAUGAACAUAACUGGUUUAUUCUCGUUGGGCCUACAGACUAACUAGUACCAAAACUCAAUUUAACUUAUUCAAAAUCCAAAUUUUAACCCAGAAUAAAAGUGAACACACAUAUUUCACCUCAUUGGAUACCCCAAUUUAUCAAACUCUGUUUAAUUGCUUUAAAGUUAAUGUUUUUGUCCUUGGUAGCUUGAAGAACUUGGGAAAAGAAAAAAAUUUGUUACUCAAGAACCAACUGACUAUUUAUCUAUCUGUCGCAUUGCGUUAUAUGUGUAGCAGUGUAAAUAAACGAGAUGUAUAUGUAUUA
This is a messenger RNA of Labeo rohita (rohu), 1243 nucleotides long. RefSeq lists its product as uncharacterized. Bases 491 to 745 code for a protein of 84 amino acids. The transcript has a single exon. The record is from RefSeq and is a predicted model, not a curated record. Lineage: Eukaryota; Metazoa; Chordata; Actinopteri; Cypriniformes; Cyprinidae.